AUGUAUCGGAAGUUGUCUAAGUUAGAACACUCGGAAAUAAAACAACUUCUUACAGAAGCUAAUAUAGAUGUUGCAAAACAUUACGCGACAAACAAAAAAGCACUCGCUGACUUCAUUAAAGACUACAAUGGUGCAAUAAGUUAUGAUAGAAUUCAUGAGUUCAUAAAGCCGCAACGCGGCGAGGACGAAGUCCAUGCAAGAGCAUUUCCUUUAAAUGACAUUGCUAUUGACUUAUAUCAUAGACGUUCAGUACCUCAUGAAGUAAGAAGAGAAAUGUUUGACAUAACAAAUGCAAACGUUGGUCAUACUCGUAAAGCUCUUUCGCAUGAUGUUCGUCAAGAAAUGUUUGACAUAACAAACAAUAAUGCAAACGUUGGUGAAACAAGAAGAAGAGACGACACACUGAAACAACAGAGAAGAGAGAUGUUUAAAAGUGCUAUAGAACAAGUUCGCAAAGCUAACGAUGUCAUUCGUUCCAUUGACGACAAACCAAAAGAAGGUGAGAGAUGGUUAAAGAAAGAUGAAGAGAAUAGGAAGAGAAAUGUGAAGUCAGGCAAUAGACUCAUUGACUUUAACAUCGAAGCUUUAGAUGAACCAAACAGAGAAUAUUUACACAAACAUUUCGGUAAGGUUUUCAUGAGACUCUUAGAGAAAAUUAAAAUAAACUCGCAACAAAGAUGGAUGGUAUGUUAUAAACUUGGUGGAAAGUAUGAAUGUUCUACGUUAAACCUCAAUAAUAUUGGAACAUUACUACAUCAGCUCUUGAAGGAGAACUUUAUAUCAGAGAUAGAAGCAAAUGCUGCAGGUAUUGUUGAAAUGCACUAUGACUUCUUCUUGACAAACAUAAAGAAUCUUACUGAAAUAAAGAUGUAUGAUUUAACAGAAUAUGAAGGCUUAACGAUGUCAGAUGUAAAGAAAGGCAAACCAAAAAAGAGACCAUAUAGAGAUGAAAGCACACUGACAAAUGACCAGAAAGCCAUUUUGGAAGCUCUUAAGCAAACAGGAAACCCAGCACUUAUAGAAAGCUUUUGGAAAGAUAAUGGUGAAAAGAAGUUUUAUAAGAAGAGAAGCGGUCAGUUAUGGAAGUAUCUUUGCACAUUACCUAUAAAUCUUGAACGCUACCAAAUCUUCAAUGAACUGAACAAAAGAACUGCAAUACUUAUGACAGAGGACAAUUGUUUCGUUUAUGCUUGCAUUCAGGCUGGAGUAAAUGAAGAAACUAUUGACCACAUGAGAGAAGUCAUUCGUGUUAGAGACUUUCCUCAAAGUAAAGUACAAGAAAUUUCUGACGCAACAGGUAUAGCAUUUAAUGUUACCAUUGGUUAUUUCAAUGACUCAAGACAUAAUGAAAUAAAGAGAUAUAUACCAAAAGAAUGCGAAACU
Molecule: messenger RNA, 1383 nt
Organism: Trichomonas vaginalis G3
Lineage: Eukaryota; Parabasalia; Trichomonadida; Trichomonadidae
Product: organellar and viral DNA polymerase type B
Exons: 1
Source: RefSeq, a predicted model, not a curated record